Molecule: messenger RNA, 3300 nt
Organism: Pomacea canaliculata
Lineage: Eukaryota; Metazoa; Mollusca; Gastropoda; Architaenioglossa; Ampullariidae
Product: protein lin-9 homolog
Exons: 17
Coding region: 548-2212 (554 amino acids)
Biological process (GO): DNA-templated transcription; regulation of transcription by RNA polymerase II; regulation of cell cycle
Cellular component (GO): nucleoplasm; transcription repressor complex
Molecular function (GO): DNA binding
Source: RefSeq, a predicted model, not a curated record
AAAAAAAAAAAAAAAAAACACCGACGGCUAACCCUACUAAAGAGGUGGCACAGAGACAGGCGAGAUACGAACCAUUCGUCUAUCACUCUCUCUGUGUUGCACCGUGAAAUAGCUCCCAUGCUUAUCUGAUUGGUUGGUUGCAAUAAACAAGAUCAGCCAAUCACAAAUACACUCAUCACUGGCAAUGUCAGAUGUGUAUACGUACCCGUCUUCUGUUGUGUUCUUCUUUCUAAAGGGCAGCAUCGCAAUUGGUUUUUUAACGCACCAACUGGUCAUGACAUACACUUCAUUAAAAUUAAGUUACGUACGUGUUUCACAAAGUCGUGUCAAAAGUUCAACUGUGCUAUUAAAACUUUAGAAACACAAGAGUACCUCUCUAUAGAACAUUCGAGAUUAAGCACACUAACGAUUUUUAUUAUGUUUAUUUUUUACUUUAUUUUUGUUUGACUUUACUUUCUACUCGCAAAUAACGCCUUGGAUGGAAGUGCCCAGCAAGGCCAAGUCUGGGUCACGUGAGAGCGGUAUUUGAAAUAGAGGCGCCAUCAAAAUGGCGGAAGAUUCGCUCGAGAGUUCUGCACAUGCAUUGGUCAGCCUAAGGGAAGGAAGUGGUAUCUACCGAUCUCCUCCAAGAAGAGGAAAUCCUCCACGAAUCAGAAAGAAGAACCAACGAUUUUAUAACGAUGAUGAAGAAACAGAUUAUUCACCAAUUCGUUCCCCUAAAAAACAACCAAAACUGUCUCUUACGCAUAUAUCGUCAUCUCUUCCAAGGCCCUCAUCAGUUCCAUCAACUCCAGAGAAACCUAACAAGGGUCAAGCACCUGUGACUUCAGGGCGCAGUAUAUUACCUAUUGUCCCAGACAAGAAAACAGCCCAAGCAAUUGGUGUAAGGCUGAGAAACCUUCUGAAGCUGCCAAAAGCACACAAAUGGGUGUGCUAUGAGUUCUUUUACUCCAACCUAGAUGCGCCCCUUUUUCUUGGACAAAAUGACUUCUGUAUAUGCUUGCAAGAGUCAUUCCCUCAGCUGAAAACAAAGAAGCUGACACGUGUUGAAUGGUGUAAGAUUCGCCGUCUGAUGGGGAAACCCCGAAGAUGCUCCUCAGCAUUUUUUGAUGAGGAAAGACGCACACUGCAUGAGCGCCGUGACAAAAUUCGCCUUCUGCAGCAGCGUAAAUUGAAUGAGUUUAACAGCCUGAAGGACCUGCCUGAGGAAAUUCCACUUCACCUGGUCAUUGGCACAAAAGUAACAGCUCGUCUGAGGAAACCACAAGAUGGACUUUUCACAGGAACAAUCAAGGCUUUGGACACAACAGAUAACACGUAUCGUGUGACCUUUGACAGGCAGGGUCUUGGGACCCACUCCAUACCUGACUUCGAAGUGCUGAGCAGUGAACCAGGAGAGACAAUUCCUCUGUCAGCUUUCCAGCAGAAACAGCGUCCCCGGCAGGCCCUUUCUUUACCAAGAUUUAUGCCUGGUGCUUCAUCCCCAGGAUCUCAAACGGACAAUGAUCCUGUGAUAAACUUCGCUCCAUUCAAGGGUCGAUUGCUCAGUCUGGAUGGAGGUACCUAUGGCGGGUUUCCCAUCAAGUACCUGGUGCUUGUGACAAGGCUAUCUAAAAUUCUCAAAGUAAAAAAAGAUUGGAUUAAUCAACUGAAAGAAAUGAAUACACAAGCUGAGAAAAUGUUUUGUCUUUCUUUUCACCAGAGGUCAUAUCAGCAACCCAUCACAAGGGAUUUUCAAAGAAGCUAUGCUGAGGUGAUUCUAGAAUUGGAAAAACUGAAUAAGGACCUGACUGAGCACCUAGUGGACAUACAACAGUACAGUCAGGAGCUUGCCCCUGAACAGGGACUACCCCAAGUGGAUCAGCCAUCUGAAGUCAAAAAAAGAUGUGACAGUGAUGCUCAGACUACAGUGGCACAAAUUUGCCAGUCCAUGUUUAGUAAUCGUAAGACUGCCAAGAAUGAUCGCAUCUUAAAACUUGUAACAGGCCUUACUUCACUUAUGCUACAGAUCAGGACCUUUUCGGAGAGUGAUUUCAACUCAUUUGAAUUUAGAUCACUGCAAGAUAGCCUGCGGGAAAUCAAAGAAACUCUUGACAGAAAUAAUAUCAACUCUUUUCAGAACAAUGUGGAGAUUCAUAUUAACCAUAUACAAAGUGGACUCAGCCAAAUGGGUAACCUCCAUGCCUUCGCUUCAUCUAUGCAUGACAGCUGAUCAUGCAUCUGUGGAUCAGCUGCAUAUGAUAGGCUAAAGCACAGCACACUUCGAGACAGGAAAAGGUAGCAGUGGGUGCACAUCUGUGCACAGCAUCAAGACUCUUUGAUGUCCUCCUUUGUGCCAGUAGUGGAGAGAAUAGCACCAGUGAAAGAACGGGAGAUUGCAAUGAAGGCAGAUUUAUUGCCAACGCUGAAGAAGUGCGAGUGGAGGUCUGCUGGAGUCACAAUGGGACUUUCUAACAUCAGGGAUUAACGUAUUUGUUGUACAGCUUAAAUUAAAUGUGAACACUCAUAUUUGAACAGUGUCAUUCACACAUCUUGCCUGUGGUGUUCAAAAACAUAUGUCAUGUCUGUCAUCUUGUAAACAGCAAGACUGGGAGACUCGCACCUUCAACUUCAAGCUGUGUACCAGUUAUGCAAAGAGUGGUUGUGUUCUGGUAUUGAGUCAUCUGGAGUCUUCAUAGCUAUGAAACCACAAACAACUCCUUUGUUGCAUGUUUGUUUUUGUGAUAUGUUGUUUGUUGAUAUGCUUCAAAUAUGAAGUAAGAAUCUGACUUUUAUGUGCCCUGUACUGAGUCUGGUACAAAAAUUGACUACAACUAGACCUAAUAGUAAUUUAUAACUUUACAUUUCAUCUUAUGCCAGCCUCAUUCCAUACCCACUCCGCUGCCCCAUCACUAAUCCUUUGCCUUUUACCAGCAUUCCUAUCAGCUAACAAUCAUGCAACAGGCUGAAUGAAGCAAGCUUAGAUUCUGUGAUUUAUGACAGUGGCUUGAUCAGGUGGCGAGAAAAUCUUAUACUUUCUUUGUGAAGUGGUUAUAAUAAUUGUGUUCGUGCUGCUGGGAGAGAAAAAGAUGUGAGAAUUUUUUUUUUUUUUAAACCUUACAAAAAAUGUGAUGCUUAACAGCUAAAAGUGAAAGACAACUGUGCAAUUUGAGUGGUGUGGGAGAAAUGCUUGUGAUGAUUGUGGAUGCUUGUGGAUGAUUGAGGUAGAGAGGAAUAGCUUGAUAGUUUGGAUGCAUGCAUGAGCUGAAUUCUUUGAAUGGUGUGUUCGUAAACUUCAUAAAACACUUCAUUUAGCCUACA